Messenger RNA from Pocillopora meandrina, 717 nucleotides. NCBI's taxonomy places the organism in Eukaryota, Metazoa, Cnidaria, Anthozoa, Scleractinia, Pocilloporidae. The record is from the annotation of a GenBank genome assembly.
UUUGAGCCUGGAGGAGGGACUCCAAUUCCAGCUCAGAAAUACAAGGCCUCCCCAGCAAUUGAUGUCCCCAGUCAAGAAGGUAAUUACUGCUGUUUAAUGAGUAUGUUCUAUUGCAAGUAGUUCAGCCAAGGGCUGCGGUUAGCCUUUUGUAUAUUCCAGUUGGAAUAUUCUCUCAAUCUGUUAUUACUUAGGAUAGUUAACUUUUGUAAAAUUUGCCAGUGUUUUAACUCUUUAACUUAAAUAUCUGAAUGUUAAUUCUCCCCAUUAGCUGCUACACAUUUCCUUGUAAAUUAGUUAUGAGUAUUUGAUUAGAUCAAGGUAAAAAGUUCUACCAGAUAAGUUUGAGAAUUCUCACUACCUGUUUGCCAGAUGAUGUGUGAAUAUUACAGGAAGAAGGAACAUGUUAAAUAGGGUUAAGCUGAAGAAAGAGUCAUUUGCAAUUAUUAUGCAUUUGUAGACUCAGUAUAAACCUCGCCAUGAGUGAAAUAUAGUUGAUGUUUUAUCAUGGGGAAUAAUCAAUGAAUUUUCUGUGAAUGUUUACAUAUCUAAUAAACAUAAAAAUAAACAUUCAAAUUGUCAACCAUUUGACCUCUUCAUAUAGUGCUUGUUCAGGAAAGCUCUGACCCCCCUGUUGAUCAACCUCCCCAGUCCCCAUCAUCACCUGAGCCCAGUGGAAAGAAGAUUGGAAGUAGAAAGUUCAACUUGCAUUUGGUAUAA